AUGAUUAUGGCAAACGAGGACGAGAAAGGCCGUGUUCCGGCAGCGGCCUCUUCAUCCAGAGAAAAACCCGUCAGUGCUCGAGAUUCAAGCGAUGAUGAAAAGGGAGCCUUAUUAGCAAAAGAACGAGAAGCAGCCGCAAAAUUGAAUACGUCGGGAAAAGUUGGAGAGGUAUGUGAAUUAAGUUUUCAGUAUGCAUUUACGCUUUGCUCAUAUUUUUCAGUCAAUUUCGCUUUUUCAAAGAACUUCUUUUUGUUUAUUUUGUAUGGAUAA
Molecule: messenger RNA, 270 nt
Organism: Haemonchus placei
Lineage: Eukaryota; Metazoa; Nematoda; Chromadorea; Rhabditida; Trichostrongylidae
Source: the annotation of a GenBank genome assembly